This is a messenger RNA of Notothenia coriiceps (black rockcod), 8267 nucleotides long. Its product is annotated as zonadhesin. Gene Ontology annotation, cellular component: extracellular matrix; membrane. The record is from RefSeq and is a predicted model, not a curated record. The transcript has 30 exons. Lineage: Eukaryota; Metazoa; Chordata; Actinopteri; Perciformes; Nototheniidae. Bases 158 to 6946 code for a protein of 2262 amino acids.
ACCUCUGUGCCAAAGGGUCAUUAAUCAACUGCAUUUCCACAGAGAGGUUACAAAACAGUUACCUCUCAUCAUUUAUUCUUCAACUCAUCAAAGACAGAGAGAGAGAGAGUAUUAGUAACGGGAGAGCAGCUGGGAGGCUGCCGUUAAGAGAUCAGCCAUGCUUGGAUGCAUCUUCAAAGAUUUGUUGGUCACAGUGACUCUACUCUUUCUAACUCAGACAUGGACUCAGUGCAGGGCUGAAGUUGCUUUACCAGAUUGGAGAAAAAAUGCAGAGUACGGUACACAGUGUUCCUACGACGGACCUAAUCAGAUUUGUGACUGGACCCAACUAAGAACAGGGGAUGUGACUAUUUUAGAGAGCGGUCCACUGGUGCUGGAGGGCGAAGCCUGUCUAGAGUUUUGGUAUUUAGCCCCCGUUGCAGCUCAUGGGACAGCACUCAGGACUCUGCUGAAGAGCAGCACGGGUCUGAGAGAAAUCUGGACCUCACCUGUCCUCCCCAGGGAUUCUUGGAGACAAGUGUUUGUCCCCUUGAACAUCAUCGAACCAGGGACUCAGGUUGUAAUCGAAACAGUGUCCACGGAGGGACAGUUCACAUUUAAUCGUCUAGGUGUAAGAAGAGGCUCAUGUGGACAACAGUGUGAUUCUAACACAGAGUUUUGGACAGAUGAGUCCACCCGCUGCCUCUGUUCUGGGGGCCAGCUCUCCUGCUCUCCCACUCAGUGCCCUCAGGGCCAAAUCUGCGGUCCUCAAAUAGAAAGAUCCAGUGGGAUUCCCGCCUCUGGGAUGUGCACUAUACACAGUCACACAGACUGCAGCACUUUUGAUGGAGUGCUCUUCCGCUUCAUGGCCUCCUGCACCUACACGCUGGCUAAGACCUGCUCACCCUCUGAGACUCUGCCAUUGUUCAGUGUGAAAGUAGUGAAUGAGCAAAACUGGAACUCAUCUCUGCCAACUGUUCAGGAGGUUAUUGUGGACAUGGGGAACUUCAGAGUGUCCCUGCUGAAAAGACAGACGCAUCGCAUUGUGGUUAAUGGUGUCUGGAAGAAGCUUCCACUGAGCCUUAACAAUGGCUCUGUCAAAGUCAAGAGCAACCCCGCUGCUGUUGUAUUGGAAACCAGUUUUGGUCUCUCUGUCUCAUAUGACAACGCUGGUGCUGUCCAAGUCGCGCUGCCAUCCACUUACUCUGACCAAGUCUGUGGCUUGUGCGGAAACUAUAACCACCUCAGAGAAGAUGACUUCAGAAAGCCAGAUGGAACAAAUGCCCAUGAUGCUACAGGUUUGGCUGAGAGCUGGCGGACUGGGCAAAGCACUUCCUCCUGUGAUACCAUUCUAGUACCACAUCAUUGUGACCCACUGGAGGAGGCAGAGUAUGCCAGUGAGCUGUACUGUGGGGGCCUCCUCUCCAGCACCGGGCCCUUUGCUGGCUGCCUAUCAGUUCUGGGGGCAGAGAGCUACUUCAGGGCCUGUGUGGUCGGCAUGUGCUCUACCCACGGUGACACAGCGGUACUUUGUGAGACAUUCCAGAGUUACACGGAUAUCUGCCAGGAGGCUGGAGUCACCAUACCCACAUUGAGGAACUCUACACUAUGCCCCCUUCAGUGUGGUGAGAACAGCCACUAUAACUCAUGUGCUGAUGGCUGUCCCGAGAUGUGCUCCGGUUUGGAUGCAGUUGGCUCCUGUGGAAGCUGUGAGGAAAGAUGCGAGUGUGACUCUGGCUUUAAACUCAGUGGGGGAAAGUGUGUCGCAGCAGAGGACUGUGGGUGCUGGGAUAAUGGAAAACACUAUGAGAAAGGAGCAUCAUUCUCGAAAGGGGAGUGUGAGCAGCAGUGUCAGUGCGUGGGUACAAAUGAGGUGCACUGCACCACAAUGCAAUGCUCAGACAAUGAUGUCUGUAAAGUCAAGGAUGGGUUCAAAGGCUGCUUUCCUUUCAAACCUGCCACCUGCAGCGUGUAUGGUGACCCACACUAUAUCACCUUUGAUGGGAUGGCAUAUGACUUUCAAGGGGGCUGCAGUUACACGCUGACUACCACGUGCGGAGGAGAAAGCUCAGUGCAGUUCACUGUGAUUGGACACAACAUGCAUCUUCCCCACACAAAUUUCACUCCAUCCAAGCUGGAAGCUGUGGAUCUCCAAGUUGACGAUUUAUACGUCACACUGAAUCAGAGCGGGGAGGUCUAUGUGAAUAAAAGCAGAGUCCGACUGCCCUAUUCCACCAAUGGAUCAUUUGGCUCAGUAUGGGUCUACCUGAAGAACAAUUAUAUCAUCUUGGAAACAACCUUUGGCCUCAGAAUGAUAAUAGACGCACAGAACAGACUCUUCCUCCACGUUGAUGAACGCUACAAAUAUGAACUUUGCGGACUGUGUGGCACCUUCUCGGACCGUCAGGAGGAUGACUUUGUGACGCCAGGAGGCCAAAAUGCAACUGGUCCAUUUGAGUUUGGUGACAGUUGGAAGGUGCCAGGCAAUAACGAGUGUAUUUCCCACCCAGAUGAUCCCAGACAAUGUGAAGUUGAUGAGGAGAAUGAGGCCUACAAUGAGUGCUACAUCCUACUAGGGGACGCUUUCAAGCCCUGCCAUGAAACCAUUCACCCAAGCAUCUACCUCAGCAAUUGUGUGUAUGACUUCUGUGCCACACGUGGUGACCGACACACACUAUGUGAAUCUCUUAAGUCCUAUGCAGCAGCAUGCCAUGUUGCAGGAGUGGAGCUACCUCAUUGGCAGACAGACACAGCCUGUGCUGAACCCCCACCUACUACAACUCUUCCACCACCACCUUCAACUACUACAGAUCAGACUUUCUGUCCCAUAAACUGUGACUUUGAAAAUAAUCUGUGUGGGUGGGAGCAGCUCAUGCAGGACAGUUUUGAUUGGACAAGACAUUCAGGACCCACACCAUCAAGCUUAACUGGCCCAAACCAAGACCACACCACUGGAGCUGGUUUCUACAUGUAUAUUGAAGGAAGUAGUGUAACACAUGGAGAUUCAGCUCGUCUUUGGAGCUCAAUGUGCCAUUAUGAUGGACCACUCUGCCUGAACUUCUGGUACCAUAUGUAUGGUUCAGCCAACGCCAUGGCCCUCAAUAUCUACCUGCUCAAAGACAAUAAAGCUACUAAACUCUGGUCCAUGAUGAACAACCAAGGUCCAGAAUGGCAUCUAGGAAAUGUUGAUAUCAGAGUGUCUGGUCCAUUCCAAAUUUUACUUGAGGGAAUUCGAGGCUCCGAUGCUCAAUCAGAUGUGGCCAUCGAUGACAUUUCCAUAAACUUUGGCUCAUGUUUAGGUAGUGUCCCUGGCCUGGUUAGUGGAACUGUGUUUCCCUCCUCAGAUGUGGAAAUCCUCCCCUCACACCCAGUCUGCAAUUUGGACUGUAGCUUCGAUAGCAGUCUUUGUAGCUGGAGUCAGAUGAUCACAGAUGCUUUUGACUGGACAUGGCAAAGUGGUUCCACCACCACUCUGAUGACUGGGCCCUCUGCGGACCACACUGGUGAUGGUCAUUAUCUUUACAUCGAGGCCAGCAGCGUGACGCAUGGAGACACGGCUCGUCUCAUCAGCUCUGAGUGUUCUGACUCUGGUCCUCAGUGUCUGCAGUUCUGGUACCACAUGCACGGCUCAGCAGAUACAAUGGGCCUCCAUGUUUACCUGCUCCAGGACAGACUAGCAGAAGCUGUUUGGUGGAAGACUAAUGACCAGGGAAAUAUGUGGCAAAUGGCUCAGGUGGACAUCAGAACAACUGGAGCUUUCCAGAUUAUCAUUGAGGGACGUAGAGGCUCCAAUGAAGAGUCGGAUUCGGCAAUAGAUGAUGUAAAGCUUUAUCGUGGACGAUGCUCUGAUCUGAGUGGUGUUGAGUCAACAAGUCCUUCCAAACCUGAUGGAAGCACAGCUUCUCCAAGUGUCCCUGUGCCAUCCACUGCAGAUCCAGAGCCCCCUCAGGUCGAUGUAACUGCUCAGCCCUCUGAAGCAAAUGUUACCAUAACUCCCGUAGUGGCAGCAACAACCGACUUUAAUAAGGACAACGUUACUGAAGCUCCAGAUAACAGACACCCAGUAUGCCAACUCAACUGCAACUAUGAACAAGAUCUAUGUCAGUGGACCCAACUUGCUACUGAUGUUAUUGAUUGGACAAGGCAUAGUGGCUACACCCCAACUAUAAUGACUGGGCCUUCUUCAGAUCACACUAUGGGAGGUGGCCAGUAUCUUUACAUCGAAGCCAACAGCGCGUCACAUGGUGACACAGCUCGUCUCAUUAGCUCUGAGUGUUCUGACUCUGGUCCUCAGUGUCUGCAGUUCUGGUACCACAUGUACGGCUCAGCAGAUACAAUGGGCCUCCAUGUUUACCUGCUCCAGGAUAGAUUAGCUGAUGCUGUUUGGUGGAAGAGAAAUGACCAAGGAAAUAUGUGGCACCUGGCUCAGGUGGACUUGGCAACAUCUGGAGCUUUCCAGGUUAUAUUUGAGGGGCGAAUAGGUUCCAAUGAUCAGUCUGAUGUUGCCAUAGAUGAUGUAUCACUUCAUCGUGGACACUGCAGAGAACUAGCUCAACCAACAACCCCUGCUCCCACGACCUCCAACCCAGUUGCAACAGAAGGUACAGAGCUUCCUCAAGAGAAUAACUCAACAAAACCACCAUCAACAACUACCUUCACAACAACAAUCCCCACAACAACAGUAGCUCCAACUGCUUCUGAUACACAAUCCCCUACAAAGCCAGACACAACAACAAGGCCACAGCUUUCAACAACCUCCAAACCAAUAGAAACUACCACAACUGGCCCUGAAACUACAGCUAGACCCCAACCACCGACAACAGAGCACCCAGGAGUUGAACCCUCAGAUCAACCAGAACCUGAAAUUACAGAAAACCCUCAAACAACAGAAGGACAAGAGCAUCCUGUUACAUCUACUAAUGAACCCCACGCUACAGAUAGACCACAACCACCAACCACAGCUUCACCACAGCCACCACAAACAACACCACAGCCACACAAACUACACGUUAAACCACACCAUCAACCACAGGCUUCACCACAGCCACCACAAACAACAGUUGAACCACAACCACCAACAACAGCUACACCACAGCCACCAAAAACAACAGUUGAACCACAACCACCAACUACAGCAGGACCACAACCUACAACAACUAAUCAACCACAUUCGACAACAGGUAGACCACAACCUACAUCUGAAACUCUACCACAGCCAGAAACAACAGCUACACCACAGCCACCACAAACAACAGUUCAACCACAACCACCAACCACAGCUACACCAAAGCCAUCACAAACAACAGUUGAACCAAAACCACCAACCACAGCUACAGCUACACCAAAGCCACCACAAACUACAGUUAAACCACAACCAUCAACCACAGCUUCACCACAGCCACCACAAACAACAGUUGAACCACAACCACCAACAACAGCUACACCACAGCCACCAAAAACAACAGUUGAACCACAACCACCAACUACAGCAGGACCACAACCUACAACAACUAAUCAACCACAUUCGACAACAGGUAGACCACAACCUACAUCUGAAACUCUACCACAGCCAGAAACAACAGCUACACCACAGCCACCACAAACAACAGUUCAACCACAACCACCAACCACAGCUACACCAAAGCCAUCACAAACAACAGUUGAACCAAAACCACCAACCACAGCUACAGCUACACCAAAGCCAUCAGAAACUACAGUUCAACCACAACCACCAACCACAGCUACACCAAAGCCACCACAAACAACAGUUCAACCACAACCACCAACCACAGCAGGACCACAACCCACAUCAACUAAUAAACCACAUUCAACAACAGGUAGUCCGCAGCCUACAACUAUAGCUACACCACCAUCAACAACAAUGGCAAGACCUCAACCACCAGUUACCCCUGUACCAACACCCUCUUGUCCAGAGAACAGUCACUACACCACUUGUAUCCCUGCCUGCAGUCCAACCUGCACACACCUGAAUGGCCCACCACGUUGCACUGAAGAUGAGGGUUGUGUGCAGGGAUGUGUAUGUGAUGAAGGCUUUGUUCAGAAAAAGACGGUUUGUGUGCCUAUCGAACAAUGUGGUUGUGUGGAAAGGAAUGGCACCAAAUAUGAUUUCUCUGAUGUGUGGUACACUAAUCACUGCAGUCAGAAAUGUGAAUGUGAGAAAGACCAUGGCGUGGGUCAGAUUGACUGCGAUGACAAAGAAGAGUGCGAUGGAAAUGCUGUUUGCCUUCAAAAUGAUGAGGGCAAUUAUUACUGCCAGUCUACAGGCUUCAGUGAGUGCACCAUCAGGGAAGACCCUGAAUACAGAUCAUUUGAUCAAAUGAAACACGACUUUGAGGGUGACCACUCGUAUGUGCUGGUCCGGACCAACAACUUGCCAAAUAACCUUCCACAUGUCUACAUCGAGGGUAUCAACACUGUAAAGGAUGAGGAUGAUAGUCAUCAACAUGACGACAGCAGCAGUGAAGAAGACCACAGUCGCAGAGUUAGGGAUGAUGAUGAUGAUGAUGAAGAUGACCAUGAUAAUGACCAUGAUGAUGACCAUGACCACGAUGAUGAUGAUGAUAGCAAACAUGAUCACUCAAGUGAAGAGCACAAGGAGAACCACAGUUUACAAGAGCUUAAGAUCAGAGUGUAUGAUCAUACUGUGGUAUUAAAGAAAAACCGGAGGCUGGUUGUGGAUGGAAGGAGAACAAAAAUUCCCGCCUCACCGACUGCUGGUCUAAAAAUCUGGGAACAUUCUUCUCGCAUCUACCUGAAGACCGACUUUGGCCUCUCCGUGGAGUUUGACGGCCACAGCAGAGCAGAGAUCAUUCUACCCCGCAUAUAUAAAAGGAAAGUUGGGGGUCUGUGUGGGAACUUUGACGGUAAAAAGGAGAAUGACAUGAUGAAGCCAGAUGGUACCAGGGCCAAGAACGUUCAAGAGUUUGGAGAGAGCUGGAGAGUGUGAAAGAUUGGUGGACGUCGGGAUAAGACAUCAAAAGUACUCUGUGGAAAUGUUGACGACUAGUUGUAACAUCACUGUGGCAUUCACAAAAAAGCUCAACACUGAUGAACCCUUACCCUAAUAAAAACUUAAGAGUUAAGGAGAUUUCAGUUUUUCCUUAAACAGCAUGUCAUCUCCAAACCUAAGCUGCCAAAAUGUGACUUGGAACAAACAUAACCUGUAGCCAUGAAGACUUUAAAAGGACUUGGACUAUAAAAAUGUUAUACACACUAACUAUAUCAUAGUAAAAUAAGACAUGUCUGCUGUUUACACCGUUUUCUGGGAUUUUGCAUUGUUUCAAGAAUGUGAUGUCCAACGUUCAAGUCCAUUUUUUAAGAACUAACAAACUUUCAUGAAAUAUCUCACAUCUUUAAUUUUUUCAAGAAAUCCUUGUACUCCUUGUGAGAUAUAUCAGAUGUUGUCCGUUGUCCUUAGGGUAAAGUAUUUGUUAUGCAUGACAAUACAAUGAUGUAUCAAUAUCCAAUAUUGUUGGAAAGAAACUCUAUGUAACUUGUACCUGUUCAUAAAGUGUAUUUGAAUGACAAAUGAUUAAGUACUGUGGUUACAUUGGUGUAGCCAUUAGUCUAGACAUUUCCGUCUCAAGUGUAGCUACAACUGCAUUCUUGACAUUUCUACAGUCUGUGUCUGAUAAUUACAGUAAGAAAAACGUUUACACAACUUCUGUAACAUGAUUAUAAUUCUGAAGACAAAGGCAGAUGUAUUUUCUGUGAAGACAAUAGGAUUAUUGUCAUCACGAGUGUACCUAUAAAUAAGCCGUUGUUACACUCAACAGCGACAGAGUCAUGGGUCGGUUUUCAUUUUGCUGCUUUGUCCUGUCGAGCUUGCUACCUCUCUGUAAUGGUGAGUAAAACAUCAUUUAAUAUUGAACAAUUUACCAAAGUAAUAUCGUGGUAUAAUUAUCUUAAUUUCAUUUUUUUCAGUUUCUUAUCGAUAGAAGAUUUAGAAUACACAGUUACAACAAUUGUUUUAAUCAUGACCUAGUUUUUUGUUGUUUGACCUGAUUGUAACGAGCCAAAUAAAUAAUCGAAUUAAUAAUCUAAAUUGACAUGACUCACCUGAUUAUAUUUUUUUCCAAAUAAUAAUGGUAGAUUAUUCAAAUGGGUCUCAUAUGUGCAGUUCCACCUAAAAUACAAAUAAAUAUGCUGGAUCAGGUCAUUGACCCUGCCUACUUGUGGUGGAAAACAUGGCUGGAAUCUUAUAUCGCAGUACAUGUUACUUUAUAUCAGGGUAAUGGUUUAUGCAGUAGUCACUUUGUAAAUUCAAG